CUGUGCUCUUACAAAGACAGUAAAAGUCGGGGCUCCAUCCACUCUGAGGAUACACUGAACUCAGCAGCCUGUCCUCGCUGCGCUCCGAGCCGCUUCAUUCACCAGGGAAUUUGACUCGGAGCCCACUAAAGGACUAUCCCCGAAUAUUUUCCAGCAGCCUACCCUGCCUUCUGCUGGUUGGAAACCGAGGGAAUCUCAACUGAAGUUACUGUACGUACGGGCGGCGGACCGCCGCGUGCCCCCCUGCGAGGUGAGGCAGGAAGUGUUUGAACGCGCUCUCCGCAGAUUCGUAACGAGCGCGGCUGGGAACUCAUGCUUUUAUGACGCGACUUGAAGCGCAGAUGAGCGGGAUGUCAGUCGGACCCGACGCUGUCUUCACGGGUGGAAAAUGACUGCAAGCGUCGGCGAGCUUUCCACGAUGGUGAGGAGAUGCCCUGUCACUUUCAAACCGUUCAGGAUCUUCGUAGUCGGGGUCGGCUUCUUCAGCCUGUGCUUUCUAAUGACCUCUCUCGGGGGCCAGUUCUCGGCGAAGCGGCUCGGAGACUCCCCGUUCACCACGCGAGCUGAAGUUCUCAGUGGCCAGGAAUCUCGAGGGGUUUUGAGGAAAAUCAGCGACAUGCUGGAGAUGAUUAUGAAAAGGAUGGAUGCCUUGUCAAAGUUGGGGAACGCCACUGACACCCACAGGCUGGAUGAACUCAGCUUGGCCUUGGACAGGAUUCAGCCGAUGGGGCUGGUGGAGCGGAUCCAGGCCAUAGCCCAGAACAUGUCCGACAUGGCGCUGCGGGUGGAGCAGAUCCUGCAGCGCAGCGUGGCCAACAGCCGAGGUAAAGAUGGAAUCUUUGGAUCCUGUGAAACUCCCAAGGAUCCCCAUUACCCAGACUGCACCAGCAAGAUGGAUUGGAUGCGUUCUCGUUGGACCUCGGACCCCUGUUAUGCGUUUUACGGCGUCGACGGCUCCGACUGCUCCUUCCUCAUCUACUUAAGCGAGGUGGAGUGGUUCUGCCCCCCGCUGCCCUGGAGGAACCAAACUGCGACACCUACUCUGAAGCCUCUUCCCAAAAGACAGGCUGUUUUCCAGUCCGACAUCGGACGUCUGCUGGAGCAGGUGGGAACCGGAAAGGAGUCCCUGAGCUUCAUGAGGAGACGCAUACGCAGGCUGUCGGCGCAGUGGGCCUCCGCCGCCCGGCGGCUGGAUGAGAAACUCCACAGCCUCUGGAGAGAGCAGAAAAGGAUUUUAGUCCAUGUGGGCUUUCUGACCGAGGAGUCUGGAGACGUUUUCAGUCCCAAGGUGCUGAAGGGUGGCCCUCUGGGUGAGAUGGUGCAAUGGGCCGACAUUCUGACCGCUCUCCACGUACUCGGACACGAUGUCAAGAUCUCCGUUUCUCUCAAAGAGCUGCACGGGUUUCUGGGGGUCCCACCUGGAAGAGGAAGCUGCCCCCUCACGGGACCUUUACCCUUUGACCUCAUCUACACAGACUACCACGGACUGCAGCAAAUGAAGCAGCACAUGGGUCUUUCUCUCAGGAAGCACAAAUGCCACAUCCGAGUGAUUGACACCUUCGGCACAGAGCCCGCUUACAACCACGAGGAGUACGCCACUCUUCACGGCUACAGGACCAACUGGGGCUACUGGAACCUCCACGGCCAGCAGUACAUGACCAUGUUCCCCCACACGCCAGACAACUCUUUUAUGGGGUUUGUGGCAGAGGAGCUGAAUGAGACCGAGAGGAUGCUUAUUCAGAGGAACAARGUCAACAACAUGGCCGUCGUGUACGGCAAAGACGCUAGCAUGUGGAAGCUUCAAGGUAAGGAAAAUUUCCUGACAAUCCUGCAUCGCUACAUGGAGAUCCAUGGCACAGUGUACUAUGAGACACAGCGCCCCCCAGAGGUUCCUGCCUUUGUCAAGAAUCAUGGCCUGCUGCCUCAGCAGGAGCUGCAGCAGCUCCUGAGAAAGGCAAAGCUCUUCAUCGGGUUCGGCUUCCCAUAUGAAGGCCCCGCUCCUUUAGAGGCGAUAGCCAAUGGCUGCAUUUUUCUGCAACCCAAGUUUAAUCCACCUCACAGCUCUCUCAAUCACGAGUUCUUCAGAGGCAAGCCUACCUCCAGAAAGGUGUCCUCCCAGCAUCCCUACGCAGAGGAGUACAUCGGCAGGCCACAUGUCAUCACCAUCGACUUCAACAACUCUAAAGUGUUUGACGCCACCAUCCGUGAGAUCAUGAAGAUCAAUGUGGAGCCGUUCCUGCCCUACGAGUACACGUGCGAGGGAAUGCUCGAAAGGGUUCAUGCCUACAUUCAGAAUCAGGACUUUUGCUCACCUGAGGUUCCAUUUCCUCCAGUAAACACAUCUUGGGCUUCACUGUCGGGUCCCUUUCUGCCUUUGCCGAACUCCAGARUGCUAACUUGGGCCGCCAACAGCAGCUCCUUUCCAUCGUGGCCUCCUCUUACCGCACUUCGACUUUUGACGUCGCUGCAAGGCCAGUCGUGUGUGGAAGCGUGCCAGAGUGAAGGACUAAUCUGUGAACCUGCUUUGCAUCGUUUCAUCAACCUCAAAGAAGCAUUUAGCGCGUUGGAUCUCCAGUGUGAAGGAGUGGAAUCCGAGAUGAACCACCUCUUCCCCGCCUUCUCUGCAGAGCACGCCGAAUGCAGCCUGCAGCACGAUCCGCUGUUGUUCAGCUGCGCUGGCUCUAGUCCCAAAUACCAACGCCUCUGCCCCUGCAGGGACUAUCGGAAAGGACAGGUGGCAUUGUGCAGGGACUGCUUAUGACCAAAGUAUAGGGAGUUCUUUUGUAUUUUUUAAUUUUUUUUUGUAAACAAAAUAUCUAAGAAGAAACCGUUCAACAAGGAAACUUUGAGGUGAAGGAGCUGUGCUGCAUAUAUAGCAACUUACUCACUUGCCGCUGUCCUUGGACUUGCUGCUAAGAGUUUUAUCAACCUCUCAGGGAAUUGCAUGAUUGUAUUUUUGAAUUUGACGCUUUUGAARUUUCACCUCGUUAAAGUACGACCACAGCCACCAUUAAACAAAAACGAUCUGUAAUUACAACGAUGGCUUCGUAGAGAAAUCAUCGAUGUCUACUUUUCCUUUCUUUUGAAGAACUGUCGUAAAUGUGCGUUCAUGUGAAACCUCGCUGUGUCGUCGUGGGGAACGGAUACGUGUACAGAUGCACCCAAAGACAUUUAUCUCUUAGAGAUGUACUAUUUUACAUGUACUGUGGAAAUAUAUUUGUAAAUAUACAGUAAGUGUUGUUUAAUAAAACAAAAGAGGCAAA
Messenger RNA from Poecilia reticulata (guppy), 3263 nucleotides. It is a transcript of the gene mgat5b, whose product is annotated as alpha-1,6-mannosylglycoprotein 6-beta-N-acetylglucosaminyltransferase B. The record is from RefSeq and is a predicted model, not a curated record. Lineage: Eukaryota; Metazoa; Chordata; Actinopteri; Cyprinodontiformes; Poeciliidae. Gene Ontology annotation, biological process: protein N-linked glycosylation. Gene Ontology annotation, molecular function: alpha-1,6-mannosylglycoprotein 6-beta-N-acetylglucosaminyltransferase activity. Gene Ontology annotation, cellular component: Golgi apparatus.